Molecule: messenger RNA, 3007 nt
Organism: Callorhinus ursinus (northern fur seal)
Lineage: Eukaryota; Metazoa; Chordata; Mammalia; Carnivora; Otariidae
Biological process (GO): regulation of transcription by RNA polymerase II
Molecular function (GO): DNA-binding transcription factor activity, RNA polymerase II-specific; RNA polymerase II cis-regulatory region sequence-specific DNA binding
Source: RefSeq, a predicted model, not a curated record
ACCAGCAACCCUCACCGUGGAGCAACAAAGGGAACUCUUACUCUGCGCCAGCGGUCGUCCGAGGGCAUCGAGGCCGCCUUUCCUUUGGUUUUUAUGUGCGACAGACACUCAGCUUGUCCCAGGGAGAAAGGACCCAGGAAUCGAUACCGUGAUGUGCCAGCAACACCUAGACGACCCAAGACGAGCAAAUCUGGGAAAGAACGUGGUGCGCGGCCGGUUUAGCAAGGGAAACAGGUGCUUCAGGGACGUCUCGGAGAACAACUCAGACUCAAGCACACUUGAGGCUGGGGGCUUGCACCUCUGGGUGUAGGGGCUGCCAAACUGGUGUCCACCCUUCGCAGGCCACACAGAGGCCACACCCGAGCACAGGCCUCCGGAGGCGGAGCUGGGGUCGGCCUUCCCGGGCUCGCCGCCCGAGCGCCACCGGUCUGAGCCCGCCCCUCCCACUGGGCUUUGUCCUUAAAGCCCCAGGCUGGGGUCGCCUCCAGGGACCUCAGCCGCUUCCGCUUCUGCGAGUCCGGCGUUUAGCCUCGGGGCCGCUUGGGCGCGGGCCGGGCUCCCGGGACCCCGAGCGGAGGACGCCCAGCCAGGCGACUCCCCGCCUCAGGCGCACCGGCCCACGGACGCGGGGGCGCGCCCGCGGGACUCCAUUUCCCAGCGCGCUGCGCGGAGCCGCCUGGCCGUGGCCACGGACGUCGGAAAGGGCUCCGCCCACCCGGCCGCAGGGCGGGCGGGAACUACGCUUCCCAGAAGGCGCCGCGCGUGCGUCCGCGGCGCGCAUUGGGCCAGCGAGGGCUUGCGGGGGCCGGACUUCCGGCGUCCGGGACUGUCACUUCGCUGCGGGGCGUGGGGCCACACCGGUGUUGGGCACUGCAGCGCGGCGGGCCCGGCUCGGCCUUCCAGGAGCCUCGGAGAGCCGGGCGAGGGCCGCGACGAGGGCGCGAGCGGAGGGCCGCUAGGCGCACGCCGUGGUCCCCGGCGACGGUCGCGCCCCCCGAGCCUCGGUUUCUCCGGGUGUAGCCCGGGCCGCCCCGCGGGGCUGUGGGGCGGUGCCCCGCGUCACGUGCUCUCCGACCCCCGGGCGGCCGGGGAGACGGCGUCCUGGGCGUCUGUGCCCCAGACGGCGGAGAGACUGAGGCCCGGAGCCGGGACGUCCGCGUAGCCGUCGCUUUCUGCGCGUCCGCAAGUACAGGUUCUGAUGGCGACCGCGGCGCUGACGGACCCGGCGCAGGGCCUGAUGGCCUUUGAGGAUGUGGCCGUGUACUUCUCCCAGGAGGAGUGGGAGCUCCUGGACCCAGCCCAGAGGGCCUUGUACUGCCACGUGAUGCUGGAGAACUUCACACUUGUGGCCUCGCUGGGACUCUCUGCCUCAAGACCCCGGGUAGUCAUCCAGCUUGAGCGUGGCGAGGAGCCCUGGGUUCUCGGUGGGACGGUUGCGACACCAGCCAGGAAUGCUCACAGGAAGCCCAGCCCUGGUUCCCGUCACCUGGCAUACGACAGGGUUGUUCCAGGAGCAGCAGAACUGCCAGGGGCCUUCCAUGACGGCUCCCCUCCAGCACCUACGAGGGUCCUCCCCUUUGCUGGCAUCUGUGAGCGUGGGAAAAGCCUGGAGGGCUGGCGGGGCACCUCCCCCUCUCAGGAGAAAAAACCCACAGGGGUGUCUGUAAUCUACUGGGAACGGCUCCUGCUAGGUCCUGGCGGUGGGGAGGCCAGUGUCAGUCUGCGGCUGACCUCCCCACUGAGGACGGUCGAGGAGAGCCCACCAAGAGAGAAGGCCCUUGUGACCCGCCCCAUGCCAGGCAAGCAGCUAAGGGCAUGUGGGGGCCAGAAGCCAUAUGGGCGGGAGGCCCCUGGAAGCGCUUUUCCCAAAAUUCCAGAAUUUGAGUCUGGUCUCACCUCUGGGGAAGGAGGAAAGAGUCCAGCUAGCCACAAGCCUCAUGGACUCCCUGCUGGCCAGGAGCCCCCAACCUGGGAUCAGCUGGGCAAGGCCCUCCACCCAGGCCCUGGCCUCCUUCCCGGGGAGAAGCCCUUCGAAUGCAGGGCGUGCAACAAAGUAUUCGUGAAGAGCUCGGACCUGCUCAAGCACCUGCGCACACACACUGGAGAGCGGCCAUACGAAUGCGCGCAGUGCGGCAAGGCCUUCAGCCAGACGUCGCACCUGACGCAGCACCAGCGCAUCCACAGUGGUGAGACGCCCUACGCGUGCCCGGCCUGUGGCAAGGCCUUCCGGCAUAGCUCCUCACUGGUGAGGCACCAGCGCAUACACACAGCCGAGAAGUCCUUCCGCUGCAGUGAGUGUGGCAAGGCCUUCAGCCACGGCUCCAACCUCAGCCAGCACCGCAAGAUCCAUGCAGGCGGGCGGCCCUACGCGUGUGCCCAGUGUGGCCGCCGUUUCUGCCGCAACUCACACCUCAUUCAGCAUGAGCGCAUGCACACAGGGGAGAAGCCUUACACUUGUGCCCUUUGUGGUGCCGCCUUCAGCCAGGGUUCCUCACUCUCCAAUCACCAGCGUGUGCACACAGGCGAGAAGCCCUUCGCCUGCGUACAGUGUGGCCGCGCCUUCAGCCACAGCUCUAACCUCACGCAGCAUCAGCUGCUGCACACGGGCGAGCGGCCCUUCCGCUGCGGGGACUGCGGGAAGGCUUUUGCCAAGGGCGCGGUGUUGCUCAGCCACCGACGCAUCCACACGGGUGAGAAGCCCUUUGUGUGCGCACAUUGUGGCCGCGCCUUCCGCGAGCGCCCGGCCCUCUUCCACCACCAGAGGAUCCACACGGGAGAGAAACCUGUGCGCAGGCCCCGGCGUGGGGCAGGCCUGACCCCCCAGGCCAGGCCUUCUUCGGUGGUGUCGUCAGAGGGCUCACUGGGGAGGGAAGCGGGGUCCACUUCUGCCUCAGGUCCGGCCGCAGUUUCGAAGCCUGCUGAAGCCUGAGUUCACAGCUCCAACCUUCCCAGGCUUGUCGUAAAACACCCACGUUCCCUGCGUACCCACAUUUUGGAGAAGACCCGU